Messenger RNA from Symbiodinium necroappetens, 1140 nucleotides. Lineage: Eukaryota; Dinophyceae; Suessiales; Symbiodiniaceae. The record is from the annotation of a GenBank genome assembly.
AUGGCGCACUUCUUCCUGAUGCAAGGCAAGAUGGAUGAGGUCGCGAAGAAGUUCUUUGCCGUCACGCAGGAGGCGAAUGAUGCCCUUCCAUCUGAGGUGGCAGCCGUCACAAAGAUUCAGUCCGUGCACCGAGCCUCGCAGAUCCGGAGCGUCUACCAUGCAGUGGUGGCUGCUGCGCUCCUCAUCCAGCGGAUGAUCCGCGGAUGUCUGGGAAGGAGACGAGCCAAGUCUUUGAGCAUUGAGCGUACAAACAAGCUACAGCUACACUUCUUCCACCACUGUGCUGCCAUGAUCCAACGCCUUUGGCGUGGGUGGUGGAGCCGAUUGCAUGUGCACGAUUUCUACAUGCGCAGAGAUUAUCUCGUCAAGGUGGAGCAGCGAGGGCAGUGGACGCAGGACUUCCUGGCAUCGGAGCACAAGGAGAAGCUUCAGGUCGCCAAGAUGGAGGAGGAGUUGAAGGUCCGUCAAGAGUUUGACACUCUUGCAGGUGAUCUGCAUCACCUCAUGAGCACGAGAAGUAUCCCAGGAGUGUACAAUCCACCCUACAGCGACCUUCUGCCCAAAGCUUUCGAGAAGCCUAUAGAAGACCACCUCCGCGAUGCGUGUCGGGUGCAGCUGCCGAUGGCGAUGCGAAGGCCUCGGCACACGAACUUGCCGUCGCCACGGGGAUCCACGAACUAUGGCUCAUCACAGGCGGAGAGGCUUGGCUACGACUUGUCGGCUCCUCCCCAGGAUCUGCCGGAGCGAGCUCCCCAUUACUCCCGUACGGCCAGCACUGGUCGCUUGCGCAAGAUUCAGGGGCCGUUCAGGUCCAAAGAACAGAUUGAGGUGGCGAAUAUCAAAGCUGCCAACACAUACAGAAGCAUUCAAGCCUCUUCCGCAUACGACGCAGUGGAGGACGACCGACGAAUGCAGGAGAGGAUUUCAAAGUUGACACGAUCCUCUCCGGUGGACUUCGCAGCUCCUGGCCGCGUCAAAGAGAGGGGACUUCCAUACAAAGACCGCCCACUCAGCCUCCGGGGCGAUUAUGUAGAGCUGCCAAAGAUCCGGGACAAGCCACCGUUCUUCGCUGCACUCGGGCCGGGCAAGCAGUUCACGGACUACGACGAACAGCCCUUGCUCCCGCACGGCCAUGUUUGA